AUGAAAGCAAUCAAAGAACUUUAUACUUAUUUGAAUCAACAAAACGCGUCUUUCUUUUCGUCUAAUAUUCCCGAUUUUGUGGAGAAAAUCAAACAAUUUUACAUUGUUGUAUGUCAAGAAAUCCAUGACAAUGGUAAUACUAUUAAUCAACUUAAGCAAAGUGCAAUUGAUUAUCCAAACGAAAUAAAUCGACUUAAAGAAGAAAACCAAAAUAAAGACAUAGACAUAAAGCAACUCAAUGACUCUUUAAUUCAAUUUCAAACGAACGAUUUGACUCAAAGAGAAACAAUAAAAUCACUCGAAGAUGAUAUGAAACAAAAAGACGACGAACUUGCAAGUGAGAAACGUAAGUUGGAUUCCAUUAAAAUGUCUUUUUCUUCUUUUAUGGCGUCGACUGAAAAGUACAUUUCAAAACUCGAAAAAACGAUUUCGGCUCUACGAACUGAAUUGGCUGAUGAACGAAAUAAACAAGAAGAACGAAACUAUGAAAACACUUCACAAAAUGAUUUGACACGGAAAUUGGAAAUGUUAACAACCCUCCUCAAAGUUAACGAACAAAAGAACACACUAAAUCAGUCACAACAAACGCAAAGUAUCAGCACUUUGAUUAGCACAAAAGACUCUAAAAUUACUGAAUUGCAAAAGACUAAUGAACAAUUAACAAAUUCUCUUCAGAGCUGUCAACAACAUUUAAGUUGUGUUCAAGACGACAAAACACACCUAGAAAAGAAAGUUUCUCAACUCGAAACUGAACUUCAAAGUCUUAAAAAUGCUCAUCAAAAAGAAAAGAAAAUUGAGACAAAAAACAACUCAAAAAGUGACUUAAAACAAGACCAAAACUCAUCAUCACAAGAAAUCCAAAUUCAAGACAACGCUGAAAGCCAAAUUCAAACCCACAAACUCGCUGUCCCUCUUCUUCUCUUUCAUAAUGGCGGGAAUUUUAAUAUCGAUAUAGACAAUCAGAGUGUUACAUUGUCAAUCGAAAAGGGAAGUCAAGAACCUCUUUUAUUUGAUAUUCCAACUCAAAGUGGAAAAGUCCGUUUAGAAGUUUCAAGUGACAAAAUCGAGAACUUGAGAAGAGACAAUUACGACUUGUAUUACACAGUCUUCUUAAAUGAACAGUUCAAAGACCAAAGUGUCCAACUCCAGAUCUCUGUGUUGGAUUUCAAUAACACUUUAAACGUCCAAGCUAAAGAGAAUUCCACAUGGACCGUUGGAGACUUUGGGUUGAACAUUGGAAACACAGGAAAGCGUGGGACCCUCUACCUUACAAUUCAAUUUGUGUGA
This is a messenger RNA of Entamoeba invadens IP1, 1287 nucleotides long. RefSeq lists its product as hypothetical. The record is from RefSeq and is a predicted model, not a curated record. The coding region runs from base 1 to 1287 and encodes 428 amino acids. Lineage: Eukaryota; Evosea; Mastigamoebida; Endamoebidae. The transcript has a single exon.